AUGAAGAAAGGGAAAGCACCGGCGGCGAGGGGGGUGAAUGGCAGAGAAGCUAAUGGAUCUGGAGGAUCUAAUGAGGUCAGAUUCAGAGGAGUGAGAAAACGUACAUGGGGAAGAUUUGCGGCCGAGAUCAGAGACCCACAGAAGAAGGUUCGUGUCUGGCUGGGCACCUUUGAUUCUGCUGAGGAAGCUGCCCGGGCCUAUGACGCUGCUGCCCGCUCACUCCGUGGCCCUAAAGCUAAGACAAACUUCCCCUUGCCCCUAGAUGCUAACGCCUUCCCUGAUUUCAACCCUAGAAACCAUAUUCAACAACCGAUCAACAAUAACCCUAAUGAUCCAUUCAUGGAUCCCCGGUUUUACGCUGAGGACCACCAGAUCAUCGCCCAGCAGAGGCCCACCUCCAGCGGCAUGAGCAGCACUGUUGAGUCAUUCAGCGGACCCAGGCAGCUUCCACCGCGGCCACCGGCUUUCAUCCAGCAGAGGAGUCUCCCCAGGACGCCGUUUGAUCCGGAAGAGUGUCAUAGCGACUGCGACUCCUCCUCCUCUGUGGUUGAUGAUGCUGUAUGCGACAUCGCCUCAUCUUCUUGUAAAAAGCCCUUGCCUUUCGAUCUCAAUGAGAUGCCGCCUAUGGAUGACACUGAUGUGGACGAGCUUGCUUGCACAGCCCUCCGGCUCUGA
Molecule: messenger RNA, 675 nt
Organism: Fraxinus pennsylvanica
Lineage: Eukaryota; Viridiplantae; Streptophyta; Magnoliopsida; Lamiales; Oleaceae
Source: the annotation of a GenBank genome assembly